CAGUCAGUCCCGGUACCGAGUACUGAUACCCACUGGGUUCCGGUAUCGGCAGUGAUGGCCUGGUGUAUAUGCUGAGCAACAGGAAGAGCCCUUCGUUUCCCAGUCACGUGUGGACUUGAGAGGAGGAGGAGGAGCUGUUGUUUGACGUUCUGAGAAGGAUGGAUCAAAACUCAGGCUCUUCACUUUCUAGAAUGUUUACUGGCUAUGAUGAUCCUGAGAAUACCGAAGUGUACGAAGAUGAACUUUAUCCUGAGGAGUCAUCCAGUGAGGAGAGUGUUGAUAGUGAGGUGGAGUUCCAUCUCUAUAGCCAGAUCCACUAUUCCCAGGAUCUUGCAGAAAUGAGCACGCUGGAAAUGGAUGAAGAAGCUGAUGUUGGAGAAGUCAGGAGUCAAAAUUCAGGUCUAAGUGAGGAGCAGGAUGAGGGUGAGAAACUCGCUGAGCUCACUGAUGGUGGUACUCAGCUUUCAAAUGAGCCCGAGGUCAUCGUCCUGUCCGACACAGCAGAUGAAGACAGCAUCUAUGAAAGCAAGGCCAAGAGGUCAGGGUGCUCUUCAGCUCGAGGUAAAGCACACAUGCACCCGGUAUCAUCCACACCAAACCACACCAAAGCUGCUGGGUGUGAUGCCCUGUGUCCCCCCGAAUCUGCCGUGGGCACACCAAGGAAGAAGAGAAACAGCACUGCUGAGAGGCCUGUCCCAGUGUGUCCUGCUGCACCUCAAGCCAUCCACGACGUGUUGGUGAUAGACAACAGCUCAGAGGAGGAGAGCUUGAUCUCUGACAGUGAUCACCUCGAGAGCUGGAUGCUCCUGGGAGCUGGUGCUGACGACGGAGAUGGAGACAUCAUGUUGAACCUUGAGGGCUGUACCACUCCUGUCAGCCAAGGAAAAAUUGAUGUGAACUGGUCCAUCUCUCAUAAAGACUUAGAGGCACAGAUCUCCAACUAUGCGGGCGUGAGGCACAGCAGCAUGCGGUACUACUCAGCUGCCAAAAAUGUUACUUGUAGGAACUGCCACAGACGAGGACAUUUGUCCAAGAACUGUCCCACUCCAAAGAAAGUUCCCCCUUGCUGUCUGUGUGCAGGAAGAGACCAUCUGCAGCACAGCUGCCCAGCACGUUUCUGUCUGAACUGCUGCCUGCCCGGGCACUAUUUCAAGGAAUGCCUGGAGAGAGCCUACUGGAACAAACACUGCAACCGCUGCGACAUGAAGGGCCACUAUGCUGAUGCUUGCCCAGAAAUAUGGAGGCAGUAUCACCUAACAACAAAGCCAGGGCCCAUCCAGGCAGCCAGCUCCCACUCGGAGCGCUCCGUGUCCGUGUACUGCUACAACUGCUCCCGCAAGGGACACCUGGGAUUCGAAUGCUCAGAGAGGCGGAUGCAGGGGAACAUGUUCCCCACCUCUCCCUUCGUCUACUACUACGACGAUGAGUGUGACAUCAGGAGGAGAGCCAGCAGGCUCAAAAGAAAGGUGGCAGACCUGCAGGAAGCUGGCCUUCUGCCUGAACAGUCUGAAACAGCCUUGCAGGAAGAACAGCCUGAGGUGCCCAGCCACAAGAAAAAGAGCAAACUUUGGAAAGAACAGCAGGGGAAGCAAAGCAAGACCAGUGCACAGCAGAAGAAGAUGAAGAUGUCCCAGACAAAGAAAGCCCAGGAGAAGAAACGCAAGAGAAGUGUUGAAAUCCACUGUGAACCAGAGGACUUCCCUCGGGGGUGCAAGCAGCAGGGGUUGAAGGGCAGCAAGGUCCACAAAUCCCUUUUCCAGGCAUUCUCAGGCAGCAAGGCCAUGUGUGUGCAGCAGCAUCUAGAAGGUGCCAAAAUGAAGAAGAAAUGGAAGAAGCAGAAAAAUGCUAGUCCUGACAGCAGGGACAAUCUGUUGCUUAUAAAACAACGGAAGAAGAAGUCCAAACAGAAAUCCUGGUGAUGGCAAGGUAGCACUGGCAUUCCCUGGCUCUGGCUCUGCCUUCUCUUUGUUCCUGUCCCUCUCUUAGCACAUGAAUUCCAGUCCGUCCCUGUCCCAGCAUGCUGGGCAGCAUCACCCGCCCUGUCCAUGUGCACAGCCAGAGGGGACCACUCCCUCUGUGUGAGUGUCCCCGUGGCAAGCAGGACCCAGUGCUCCUCAAUAUGCUGUCUGUUUAUUUUCUUUGCUUGGGGAUGUGGGGGCACGCUGGGUUUGGCAGGGUUUGUUUCUUCACCAGUGAGAUGUGGCUGUGCUGUUGGAGCACAGCAGCUUUGGGGCCAAUGCCAGGGAGGCUUGGGUCAGGGGGCUCAGGGUGGAAAGCAGGAACACGGG
Molecule: messenger RNA, 2288 nt
Organism: Sturnus vulgaris (Common starling)
Lineage: Eukaryota; Metazoa; Chordata; Aves; Passeriformes; Sturnidae
Source: RefSeq, a predicted model, not a curated record